GAUCCAAUGAAAUUGUUAGAAAAAAUAUGUUACAUUCGUGGCUCGCCCAAAUCAACAUCCAAGUUAGGUUUUGCUCCCCUACCUUGUGCAAGAGGCUUGAAUUCCAGUUUGACAGGAGAGGAACAAGCUACUGCACUCAAUUACAAGUCCCUGCCCUGCUCUGACCAGCUGCACCAUGGGAAGGAAGAGUAGAGUGAAGACUCAGAAGUCGGGGACAGGCGCCACAGCCGUGGUCUCUCCCAAAGAGAUGAUGAACCUAAUCUCAGACCUCCUACAGAAAUGCAGCAGUGCUGCCCCUUCUCCAGGGAAAGAGUGGGAGGAGUAUAUCCAGAUACGAGGACUGGUGGAGAAGAUCAGGAAGAAACAGAAAGGUAUCUCUGUGAUAUUUGAGGGCAGCAGAGAGGAGUUCUUCCCGGAGCUGAUGGCGUGGGCUCUGGAGAGUGGAGCUUCCUGCGAGGGGGUUGAGAUCGCGAACUUCGCUGGCGAGGGCUUCGGCCUCAGGGCCACCAAGGACAUCAAGGCAGAGGAGCUGUUUCUGUGGAUCCCCAGGACGAUGCUGAUGACUGUGGAAUCAGCCAAGAACUCUGUCCUGGGUCCCCUGUACAGCCAGGACCGUAUUCUCCAAGCCAUGGGUAACGUGACCCUGGCCCUCCACCUGCUGUGUGAGCGGGCUGACCCCUUCUCCCCCUGGCUGCCCUACAUCAAGACCCUCCCUGGGGACUACGACACCCCCCUAUAUUACGAGGAGGAAGAGGUACACCACCUGCUGUCCACUCAGGCCAUCCCGGACGUCCUCAGCCAGUACAAGAACACUGCACGGCAGUACGCAUACUUCUACAAGGUCAUCCAGACUCAUCUGACCACCAGUAAACUGCCCUUGAAGGAUGCCUUUACGUUCGACGACUACAGAUGGGCGGUUUCCUCAGUGAUGACCCGUCAGAACCAGAUCCCUACAGAAGACGGUAGCCGUGUCACCCUUGCCCUCAUCCCUCUCUGGGACAUGUGUAACCAUACCAACGGCCUGAUCACCACUGGUUACAACCUGGAGGAUGACCGGUGUGAGUGUGUGGCUCUGCAGGACUACAAAGAGAAUGAACAGAUCUACAUCUUCUACGGGACGCGAUCCAACGCUGAGUUUGUGAUCCACAACGGCUUCUUCUUCCAGGAGAAUGCCCAUGACAGAGUCAAGAUCAAACUGGGGGUGUCCAAGAGUGAACGGCUGUACGCCAUGAAGGCGGAGGUGCUGGCCCGCGCUGGCAUCCCCUCGUCCAGUAUCUUUGCCCUGCACUGUAGCGAUCCUCCAAUCUCUGCCCAGCUACUAGCCUUCCUCAGAGUCUUCUGUAUGACUGAGGAGGAGCUGAAGGACUACCUGGUAGGUGAACAUGCCAUCAAUAAGGUUUUCACACUAGGUAACACGGAGUUCCCAGUGAGCUGGGACAAUGAGAUGAAACUUUGGACAUUCCUGGAGACCAGGGCUGCCCUGCUGCUCCAGACCUACAAGACCAGCUCCCAAGAUGACCAGUGUGUGUUGGAGAAUCCUGACCUCUCCUUCCACUCCCGUGUGGCCAUCCAGCUACGCCUGGCUGAGAAGCAGAUCCUGGAGAAGGUUGUGGCCAGCGGCAAGGCCAGGCGCCUGCACUUCCAGCAGCAGCAGGAGGAGGGCGCUCCGCUGCCCCGCUAUGAGGAGAGCGACAUCUCCCUUCUGGAGAACGCAGAGGCCGACACCAAGCUGCCUCUCAUAUUGAGGAAACUUCAGGAGGAGGACGACGACCAGGCAGCGGUGGAACGGGUGUUAGCCCAGGUACAGCAGCUGGGACAAGGGGAUGCAGCCAGGGAACUAGCCUCCCUCAUAGUCAACGGGGAUGGUGGGAAGGUGGUAGUCAACGGGAAUGGUACGGACGCUAGCCCAGUCCUGGAGGUUGGUGUGGACGCUAGCCUGAAUCAGGAGGCUAGCAAAAAAGUUAGCUUAACCUCCUUGGACGCUGGCCAAAGUGCUAGCCCUGCCCAGGAGGAGGAUGGUAUGGUUGCUAAGUUCACCACGCCAGACGCUGCUGACCCAGCUACCACCCGGGAACAAGAAGGCCAAACGGAGAACGGAGGAGACAAUGCUACUGCUUCUCUCUCACAGGAAGUGGACGUGGACCUGAGUGCAGAACGAACUGGAGACGUGCCCAAUGUGAACAGUGUAUAGGUGUAAUCAUCAUCUAGCUAGGCCUUAUUGCAGAAGAAGAGCAGUGCCAGCCAGUCAGCCAGUCGGUCAGCCAGUCAGUCAGCCAGUCAGUGUUGUCUCUUAAGUGACUCACAGAAAUAAAGGAGAAUUAAUGAAGAAUUCCGAUGUAAAAAACUGAACACUGUUGGUUGGUUCAUCCCUCCUUCCACUGCUUUGUUAGUUUUACCUCCGUACCGCAGCAGACUGCACAGUGCCAGUCAAUGUCCCUCCCCUUUCCCUUUUAUCUGAGCAGUAAACGUUUCUAAUGUUUUAUGAA
Molecule: messenger RNA, 2486 nt
Organism: Oncorhynchus gorbuscha (pink salmon)
Lineage: Eukaryota; Metazoa; Chordata; Actinopteri; Salmoniformes; Salmonidae
Product: actin-histidine N-methyltransferase-like
Exons: 13
Coding region: 176-2191 (671 amino acids)
Biological process (GO): positive regulation of transcription by RNA polymerase II; peptidyl-lysine monomethylation; peptidyl-lysine dimethylation
Molecular function (GO): transcription coactivator activity; protein binding; protein-L-histidine N-tele-methyltransferase activity
Source: RefSeq, a predicted model, not a curated record